CUGACUUCUGCCAAGGUUGAAGCUAUUGAUAAUCCAAAACAAUGGUAUUACUUAGCUUGCAAAACCUGUGGUUUGAAGGUUCAACAAUAUGGUGAAGAUUCUGAUGAUGUGGAUAGGAAGCCCAUUUUCAAUUGCAAGACAUGUGGUGAUAUUGAAGAUGUCUUUUCCAAAUAUUAUCUGAUUUUACGUGUAUCAGACGAUUUUUUUUCAGAAACCAGAUUUCUGUUAUUUGAUAAACUUGCAGCAAAAUUGAUUCAAAUUUCUGCUACUGAUAUUUUUGAAAAAUAUUCUGAGGAAGAUCCAUAA
Molecule: messenger RNA, 306 nt
Organism: Thlaspi arvense
Lineage: Eukaryota; Viridiplantae; Streptophyta; Magnoliopsida; Brassicales; Brassicaceae
Source: the annotation of a GenBank genome assembly